CGAUCUCGCGAGGAUACAAAAACAAAUUAAUUGAGAUUGAUUGUUAUCUCGAGCGCACGCCCGAGUAUAAAACCUUCGACCAACAGACACACCCGCACAACUAGCAACAUGAAGGUCCUUUGCCUAGCCCUGGCCGUCGUCGUCGCAGUGAGCGCGGCUCCAAGCGCGAAAUCCAAUGCCAAGAAGUGGAUCAACAUCCCCGGCGUCGACGGCAAGAUGAACUUGGCCAUCCUCGACAUGGAGUCCCGCGCCGACGUCACCGACCCCUACACGCAGAUCACCUUCCACUUGUACACAAGGAGCAACCGAAACACGGCCCAACAGAUCUGGGUGGACAACCUGAACGGGGCGCCCUUCGACGCCGCCAAACCCACCAAGUUCAUCAUCCACGGCUUCACCGACGACGGCUUCACCGAAUGGGCCAUCAACAUGAAAAACAGCUUUUUGGAUCAAGGGGACGUGAACGUGAUCUGCGUGGACUGGUCGGAACCUGCGCAGGGUCCGCUUUACAACGAGGCCAGGGCGAACGUGGACCCGACCGGCGCGUACGUGGCCCAAAUGCACUCGUACUUGGCCUCGUUCGGACACAACGUCGGCAACACGCACUGCAUCGGACACAGCCUCGGCGCCCACGUGUGCGGCUUCAGCGGAAAAUACGCCACUGGAACCCUGGGGCGCGUGACCGGAAUGGACCCUGCGCUGCCUCUUUUCGACAUCGACUUUCCCGAGAACCGUCUUUCGGACACGGACGCCGCCUACGUCGACGUGAUCCACUCUUGCGGCGGCUGGCUGGGCUUCGAGAAGCCCCUCGGCCACUCCGACUUCUACCCCAACGGCGGCUCCUUCGUGCAGCCCGGAUGCGAGGGCAACGACCUCACCGGCGCGUGCAGCCACGGCCGAUCGCACGAGUUCUUCGUCGAGUCGAUCAAGUCGAACGGCUUCGUGGGCCGCGCGUGCGACACGUGGGACAACUUUGUGGCCGGAAACUGCGCAGGUGGCGCCACCGCCGUCAUGGGCAACCCUUCCAGCACUAGCACCCGUGGCGUUUUCUACCUGGCCACCGCCGACGCUUCUCCCUUCGCCCUCGGCUAACUUUUUGGUACAAAUUAUAUAAAAACCAAAGAAUUGUGAUAUUAAUAAAUUGAUACAUAUGUUUUAUAAUAAUUUUUAACUUUAUAUUAU
Neocloeon triangulifer is the source of this 1182-nucleotide messenger RNA. Its product is annotated as pancreatic triacylglycerol lipase-like. Lineage: Eukaryota; Metazoa; Arthropoda; Insecta; Ephemeroptera; Baetidae. Gene Ontology annotation, molecular function: lipase activity. The record is from RefSeq and is a predicted model, not a curated record. The coding region runs from base 109 to 1092 and encodes 327 amino acids. The transcript is spliced from 7 exons. Gene Ontology annotation, biological process: lipid metabolic process.